Messenger RNA from Malaya genurostris, 2503 nucleotides. It is a transcript of the gene ninaB, whose product is annotated as carotenoid isomerooxygenase. Gene Ontology annotation, biological process: carotene catabolic process; retinal metabolic process. The record is from RefSeq and is a predicted model, not a curated record. The transcript has 4 exons. Gene Ontology annotation, molecular function: beta-carotene 15,15'-dioxygenase activity; carotenoid dioxygenase activity. NCBI's taxonomy places the organism in Eukaryota, Metazoa, Arthropoda, Insecta, Diptera, Culicidae. The coding region runs from base 54 to 2174 and encodes 706 amino acids.
AGGCUACCGCUUACACGCCAUUUGCUUUCAAAACAAGUUACUUAUCGAACGACAUGAACAUAUCGGUGGAGAAACCGGAACUGGUCAUCAUGGAAUCCCCAUGUCCCAGUCCGGAUGUGGAGAAAGUGUUUAAUAUGGAUUUUUUAACGAUCAACGGUCGCUUCACACCAAUAUCCGCUCGGUCGUCUGCAUGUUCGACGCGAUGUGUUAGCAUGUGUACAUCACCAGUUCCUCCCGGUAUCGAAAAUGAAGACGACGGUUUGCCAAUAAACAAUUGUAACUUGCAGGCCUGCGAAGUACCAGGUCGGGCCACUCCGAUUUUCACCUGGAAUCCGCUUCCUACAGGCAGUAGUAUUGUGUAUGUGAAGAACAAAGAUAGUGAAGUGAAAUUUUCCAGGUUUGAAGAAGAAUCCUCGGGUACUGCUAGUUCUGCGGUCAGUGACACCGAAGAGGAAGGACCAAAACAGCAUAAGGAUCACUAUCCAAAUUGUGAUGUAAACGUUUGGUUACGUUCAUGUGAACAGGAAAUUGUAGAACCGAUCGCGGGUAAAGUGACGGGAGUUAUACCGGAUUGGUUGAAUGGGAGUCUUCUACGGAACGGCCCAGGAAGUCUGAAAGUUGGAGAAAUGACAUUCAACCAUCUGUUCGAUAGUUCUGCGUUGUUGCAUCGGUUCAACGUAGAAAAUGGUCAGGUUUCUUACCAAUGCCGGUUCCUGAAAUCGGAUGCCUACAAGAAAAACACUGCUGCCCAACGAAUCGUGGUUACCGAGUUUGGCACUAAAGCCGUCCCUGACCCAUGUCACACAAUUUUUCACAAGAUAAACGCAAUCUUUGCUAAGCCAGGCGAGAACAACUCCGACAACGCAAUGAUUUCGAUUUAUCCCUUUGGCGAUGAAUAUUUCGCAUUUACCGAGAGCCCCAUUAUUCACAAAAUUAAUCCCGAAACACUGAACACCGAUGCCAAACUUAACGUGUCUGACUACGUUGGAAUCGUGAAUCAUACAUCGCAUCCGCACGUCAUGUCCGAUGGAACGGUUUAUAAUUUGGGCUGUUCGAUCACAAAAACUGGUCCAGCCUACACCAUUAUUUGUUUCCCGAACGGAGAGGACAUGUUCGAAAAUGCCCAUAUUGUGGCAUCGGUUCCUGCUCGUUGGAGGUUUCAUCCUGGUUACAUGCAUACCUUCGGGAUUACGGAGAACUUCUUCAUUGUGGUCGAACAGCCACUUAGCGUUUCCGUUCCGUCGAUGCUGGUCAAUCAAAUGAUGAACGAACCGAUGGCCGCCUCGUUGAAGUGGUAUCAAAACGAGCAAACUUUUAUAUACCUGUUGGAUCGCGAUACAGGUGAAUUGAAACACACCUACCACGUCGAACCGUUUUUCUAUCUGCACAUUAUCAAUCAAUAUGAGAAAGAUGAACACAUCGUGUUGGAUAUAUGUUGCUACAAAGAUCCAUCAAUGCUGAACUGUAUGUACAUUGACACCAUGAAAAACAUGCAACAGAAUCCGGACUAUGCAAAAAUGUUCCGUGGUCGUCCGUUGCGUUUCGUUUUGCCACUGAAUUAUCAGGACGCUUUGAAGCGUUCGACAUCCAGCAUUUUUUCCAUAAAACGAUCUUUUUCCAGUUUAAUCAAGAAGCUUUCCGUUGGCGAAGAUUAUGAUAGCGGGAAGCGGAACACUAAUGACAGCAACUUAACUUUGCGAAACCUAGUCACUCUUGAAAACACCAAAGCUACAGCAUAUGUAAUGCCGGAUGGGACGGUGUUUUGCAAGCCACAACUACUAUGCGAUCUGGGUUGUGAGACGCCCCGAAUAUUCUACGAACAACAUUUGGGUCGUGAGUACCGAUACUUCUAUGCAAUCAGUUCCGAUGUUGAUGCCGAUAAUCCCGGAACUCUGAUUAAGGUUGACGUGGUUAAUAACACCAAACAGACGUGGUGUGAAGAGAAUGUUUAUCCAAGUGAACCAAUUUUCGUACCGGAUCCGGAUCCACAGUCGGAGGACGAUGGCGUUGUACUGGCAGCGAUGGUUUGGGGUCGCGAAGAGGAAAAUCGUGUCGGUUUGCUAGUGCUGGAUGCAAAGUCAUUCACUGAAAUUGCCAGAAGUGAGUUCACUACUCCCGGGCCGGUGCCCAAAUGUCUACAUGGAUGGUUUCGAGCAACCAAAAAAGCAGAUUAAUCUAUCACCAAUGCUCGUUAGUCACCUGAAGUGCGAACGUAGUAAAUAAUCAUACCAUUUGUCAAACAAAUUGACGUUCGUUAACAGCUCAUUAAAUAUUUAUUCAUUCAGAAUAUCCACACUCCACACAAAGAAAAACAAACCUAUUUAAAUGAAUCCGAUGGCGUGAAAUGUGUUUUUAUACGCAUGAACUGAGAGUUACUACCGAUUUCGCGAAUUCGACCGAUUUGUGUUAGCAUUUCUAGUUCCAGUUUUAUCUUUAUCCGACAUGAUUGGGGAGCUAGUCAUAGUUUCACUGUGCACAAUUUUCGUUCAAGCUGUGUCAAAUG